This is a messenger RNA of Plodia interpunctella (Indianmeal moth), 4098 nucleotides long. Its product is annotated as facilitated trehalose transporter Tret1-like. The transcript is spliced from 6 exons. Bases 171 to 2447 code for a protein of 758 amino acids. The record is from RefSeq and is a predicted model, not a curated record. NCBI's taxonomy places the organism in Eukaryota, Metazoa, Arthropoda, Insecta, Lepidoptera, Pyralidae. Gene Ontology annotation, cellular component: membrane. Gene Ontology annotation, biological process: transmembrane transport; carbohydrate transport. Gene Ontology annotation, molecular function: sugar transmembrane transporter activity.
CGGCGAAGCGCCGCCAAACGGACGCGUAAGGGCGCACGCGACGCUCAAAAAUAAAAAUCUAACCAAUCAAGCCAGUUCUUUUGAGGAAGAUCAAGUCACUGUCAAUUUAGGAUGCCUUUAUGUGGAUGAUGUGUUUUGUUCAAGCGGGAAAAAUCCGAUAAAAAGACGAGAUGGCCGGCUCCCGGGAAAGAUUACUACACGAGAGACGUGAAUACGGCUACGAAUAUGAAUUUAGUAGAAAAUCUGACUGGCAUGAAAGAGACAGACGAUAUGACCACAGAGUCGAAAGAUACGAAAGGCCUAGACGGAAAAACGGUUACGUCUAUGAAGAUAUUUAUUCAGAUUUCGAUGAAGCUCAAGGAAGACUGUCCCUAUUCAGACCAAUAAGACCAGAAUAUUUAAAUCUACCUACAUCUUAUGAUACAAAAUAUAACUCAUUACCAAGAAACUAUUAUAAUUACGACGAUAGAAAUAGUCGCAGAAAGAAAGAUUAUUACGAUUUUAGAAUCGAAAAUGAUAGACGAAGAUCUAGAGAAUCUUAUGAACCUUAUAGGAAAAGAACUCCAGAAGCUAGGCGUAAGGGAGCCGAUAAUUAUGAGAGGAACCCCAAAGCUAUUUUUACUGAAGUAAAAAAUCCUAAUACUCCAAAAAACGUUGCCGUUUGCAAACCAUUACGACUGUCGGAACAAAAUGCUCAAUAUUGGACAACAGAAGCGCCAGCAAAGAAACGUAAAAAACCAGACGAAGUUAAAAAGAAUGUAAAAUUUUCCGAAGUAUCCGAAUGUAACAGAAAAAUUGUUGUAGACGACCCAAUAGUUGGUAGAAAAGUAGUGCCUGUUAGAGAAUUGGAAGUGUCAUUAGAUCAAAUGAUACAGAAUGGUUAUUUUGAGAAACAUAAUAUACCUAUUUCGAGACCAGCUGAAGUGAAUAACAAGGAAGAGAUAGCGAAUGUACCAAAUGGAAAAUGUUUAUCAGGAAUAAACGGAAAGGAAAAAGUGCCUCGGAAAACAAGACACCUACCGCAGGUGCUCGCCGCCCUGGCCGUCUCACUGGCUCCGUUCUCAGCAGGCCUCGGCAAAGGCUACAGCUCUCCGGCUAUAGCCUCUCUACAAGGUCCGGGAGCUAACGCUACUAGGCGUGACUUCCAGCUGACCGACCAACAGGCCUCGUGGCUGGCAUCACUAUCUUUCCUAGGAGCUCUCUUCGGCGGCAUGGCCGGCGGCGCAGCAAUGCGACACGGGCGUCGCCGCGUGCUGUCGCUGGCUGCCGCCCCCUGCAGUCUGUCAUGGUUGCUAACCGUCCUGGCUACGUCUGUGAGGAUGAUGUGUAUAACAGCCUUCCUUGGAGGGUUCUGCUGUUCUAUAUUGACGAUGUUGUCACAGGUCUACAUCAGUGAAAUAUCCGUGCCUGACAUUCGGGGUUGCCUCAGCGCCGUCCUCAAAAUCGUCGGUCAUCUUGGAGUUCUGUUCAGUUUCACCAUCGGCGCUUACCUCGACUGGCAGCAAUUAGCGUUAUGCAUAUCCGCUGCGCCUUUACUUCUCUUCUGCACGGUGCUUUACAUACCAGAAACACCAAGCUACCUCGUUCUAAUCGGAAAAGACGAAGAGGCCUAUAAAAGUCUCCUCUGGUUACGUGGGCCAGAUUCCGAUGUCGCCCAAGAAUUGGCCACAAUAAGAAAUAAUGUUUUGGCCAGUAAAAACUUUAGCCAACGUCAAAGCCAGAUGUCUGGCAGUCAAUUCAUUAAUUCUUUAGAUGUCAGAACUAUGAAUCGUUUGCUUGGUCCUAUUCUUGUGACUUGCGGGUUGAUGAUGUUUCAAAGAUUUUCUGGUGCGCACGCGUUCUCAUUCUAUGCUGUUCCGAUAUUCAGAAAGACUUUCGGUGGUAUGAAUCCACAUGGAGCAGCUAUAGCUGUCUCUUUCGUCCAAUUACUGGCUUCGUGUCUAUCGGGAUUGUUAAUAGAUACCGUUGGACGACUACCUUUAUUGAUAGUCAGUUCUGUGUUGAUGUCAAUGGCUUUAGCUGGUUUUGGUAGCUACGCGUAUUACGAGGAAGUCCAUCGCAACCAAAGGAUUCAGAAUGUGAUGUUCCACCAAACUUUGGGUCAAAACGACUGGAUUCCAUUACUUUGUGUCCUAGUGUUUACUAUUGCUUUCUCUCUCGGCAUGAGUCCAAUAUCUUGGCUUUUGAUUGGGGAAUUAUUUCCAUUAGAGUAUAGGGCAUUUGGAAGUGCAAUGGCUACUGCUUUCAGUUACCUUUGCGCGUUUGUUGGCGUCAAGACAUUUGUGGAUUUUCAGCAGACAUUAGGUCUCCAUGGGGCAUUUUGGUUAUACGCGUCUAUAAGUGUCGGAGGACUGUGUUUUGUAGUUUGUUGUGUGCCGGAGACUAAAGGGAAGGAUUUAGAUGAGAUGGAUCCGAAUUACGUGCAGAAUUUGUCACCAAAGAGGUAAACAGUUGGUUUCACAAGCCCAAAAUCUUCCAACAUAAAUUAUAUACCCUAAACUUUAAGGCUUUAAGGCUUCAGCAAUGAAUAUUAAUUAUAGAAUACAUAAUUGGAUUCGAUUAUAAAUUGUAGUCCAUCAAUUUUCAACUGAAAUAGGAAUAUAUUUACCUGUCAAUAUCCAUAUGAAAGCGGAAAAUAUCUGUUGUUAAAACUAAAAGUAUGUAAAUUCAUGUGCUUUUGUAAUUCCUAUGAUUCGUAUGUUGGAGGAUUUUCUGACAUAUUAAGGUUAGUCGUGACUGGUACGAGAGUCUUACGUGUAGAAGAUGUAUUUGAUAGAAUAAUCGUUUGAUAUCCUAUAGGUGUUGGAAUUAUAAUGAGACAUGCACGUAGGAACAAAAUUAAAUCGAGUCCACCGCAAGAUUUUGGCUGUGCUUAUUAAAUUUUUUAAAUAAUAACAACACCAUGGGGGAAAAUAUUUAGAGUAAUUUUGCUAUGAAAGCAAGAAAGGCACGUACUGCUUGAUAGUUAUCCAUUAUAUUAUUAGAUUCAAGAAGUUCUUUAAUUAAAACUUAAUGGAAAAAAAAUGCAUUUGUAGUAAAAUUAUCAAUAUCUUCUUUUUAUUGCUCAUCGCCUAUUGUGAUUUUUUUUAUUCUCAUGAGUAAAAUAACUCUAAAUAAAAUUCAUGGUGUUCCUCAAACUAGAUUAUAAUUGUAUUUAUACUUGCAUAUCGACAACCAUAUCUUCAUUUAUAUUUUAUUUCUUGGAAUUGUAUAAAAUUCUACCUUUCAAAAAUGCAGAUUUCUUUCAACCAAAUAUUCUCAUGGAGUAUUUCCUACUAUAUAAAUAUCAUCUAAGUAUAUCAUUCCAAGAAUUUUUCUUACAUACUACCUAAGGUAUUACCACAAAAUAUUUUUUUUUGUAAACAUACAAUAGAGUUUUAAAUACAAUUACAUAAUUUGUUUAUAUGUCUUACAAUAUGUUCAGUUUCAUUUGUGUCCCAGUAUUAUGAUAAAUCUAUAAAAAAGAAAGACAUUUUGUGGUAAAACUAUAUUAUUUAAGAGAGCCGUGGUCCAUCAUUUACCUCUUUUUCUUAGAUUUCCUAAUAUUAGAUAAUAAACAUUGUGUUAAAACGCAAAUAUAUCAUUAAAAAAUCGGCAUCUGAAAACUUUAACAAAGAAAAAGGAAAUUGACAAAACACAUUUCUGAUAAUUGACGAAAUCUUUUUGUCAAAAUCUGUAAAAAAAAUAUUUUCGGUCUUCUUUAACAUUCUGUAAUUAAUUGACACGUUUUUUUCCCCGAUUCUGAAGAAAUAUUAACUAAUAAAUGUAAUUUUUUAUCGAUGUGAUAAUAAAACAUGUCUGAAUAUCAUUUUUGUAAUGAUAAAUUUGCGUUUUCACCAAUAAUUCCUUCCCGAAUAGCAGUUAUAUGAUACUUUAUCGAGCUUUCGUACAUAUGACAAUAAAAUAAGACAAUAAUAUACCUAUUAUAAAUAUAAUGUAUAGAUUAGGCAAAUAUUUCUUCUAUUCUAAGAAUCUUUCGCCUGUAAAAUAAAUGGAUUGAUAGACAUAAUUAUAUUUACUGAAUGAUGUCAUUGAGCUAAUUUAUUUCAAUUUACAUAAUAGUUGAUACAUGAUAUAAUUUUCAAUAACCUUAUGAUA